This is a messenger RNA of Amphiprion ocellaris (clown anemonefish), 2262 nucleotides long. Its product is annotated as lithostathine-1-alpha-like. Bases 644 to 1150 code for a protein of 168 amino acids. The transcript is spliced from 3 exons. Lineage: Eukaryota; Metazoa; Chordata; Actinopteri; Pomacentridae. The record is from RefSeq and is a predicted model, not a curated record.
AUGGACACAAACAAACUUGUUUGUAGACUGAAGUAGCUCCAGUGAGAAGAGCUGUGGUUUGGAGGUGAAGCAGCAGAUACUGCUGAAACUGCAAUAAACUGUACCAUCCUGUGAUUUACUUCUUUGAUGACAAACACGGCCAGUUGGACAGUUACACUGAAAUAAAACAGCUAAAUCUUGGACUAACAUUGGUGCCAGUGCAAAUGGAAAUUAUUUUAGAACCUUUGCUGAUGAGGUUGGGCAGAGGCUAUCAAUUACUAACAGACAAGGAUAUUAAUUUUCAUUGCAAAUGUAUAUCAGCUCCAAAUAUUGGUCUCCUGCGUAACUAGUUUUCUGUCUCGGCUCCCAAUAAGUGAUAUCAGUCGACCCCAAGUUCGACUGCUUCAUAACCUUAACCACAUUAUAAUUAUUGCUUUAGUGUGACCAUGUCUGUACAGGUCUUCCAUUUGAACCUAAACCCUUGCUGUAUCAUGUACUGUAGUGUUAAUUAGUACAUAAUGAACACAUUAGACUGUGCAGUUGAAUUUGGUAAAUAUUAGACCUGCUAAACAUCACCACAAUACUAUAAGCAUGCUAUGAUACGCAUCAUGACUUCUAUUUUUAAGAAUUUUCAGAGACUAAGUACAUCUAUGUGAGCACACCAAUGAAUUGGAUCAAUGCUCAGAGGUACUGCAGGGAGCGCUACACAGACCUGGCCAGCAUGAGGAAUGAAUCCGAGAGGAACAAAAUGAAGAUGCUGGUGAAGAAAUCUGCAUGGAUCGGCCUGUACAGAGUGGCGUGGAAGUGGUCUGAUGGUCAGAUCAUGGACGUGACUUCAUUCCAGAAAUGGAGUACGGGCCAGCCAAAGAAAAUCAAACAUUACUGUGUGACCACGACUCACGGUGGAUGGAAUGCACGGCCUUGUAGUGACAAAUAUGCUUUUGUCUGCAGGGUGAGGAAACAGGUGAGAGUUAAGGUGAUGCUGAAAACAUCAGACUCCUCUGUGGACCUGGAAGACAUGCAGGAUGCGAUCUUGCAGCAGUUCAGCCAGAGACUGAAGGACCAUGGCAGGAGUGAACAUGUCAACCUCAAGUGGAUGAAGCAGCCUGAUGGAAAGACCUUCCAAUUAAAAGAAAGUGAGGAGAAGAAAAAAAAAAGAAGUGACAAAUGAAAAAAAAAACUGCAUUCACAAACAAUGUUAUUUUCAUGCCUCCAACAGAAUUGAUGAUGUUAGUAGUUAUUUAGAAAGAAUGUUGGCUUAAAUGUUAGAAGGAUCUUUACCCUGGUGGCUCCUGAUGAUGAGAAGCAGAAGAUCUCUAAAAUAUCCAAGUGUCUUCAGUUCAGAUUUCUUUUUUUGCUUUUUGCAAAAUGAUUAUAAGUGAACUAUCUUUCACUUUAAAAAUGUUGGCAAUUUUAAGUGAAAGCACGUUUAACAUUACUUAAUGUUUAUUGUUGUCAAAUAAUUUAAGAUAUUUUAAUAUUUCACUGCUUAUAUCUUUUACUGGUUCAUAUAAUUACAGAAAAAAAAUUUACUCUUUCUUAAUUUUACUGCUAUGUCAACUUACGUUUUGAUAAUGAUUCCUUUUUCUCUUCUUAGAAACUUGUAAUUGGGUGAUUUUUCUUUUCCAUUUCAGAGGCAAAUGUGUUUACUUGCAGCAUAAAUCUACUCUAAUGGUAACUGACACCAGCAGAUGAUUGAUAAACAGAGGUGGGAUAUCUUCAGUGAUAUGUACAAUAAUAUAUCAGCAACAUUACAUUACAUACACUAUUACAUACUGCAUGAUAUCACUGUAAAAAUAUCAACUUAGGUUAUGUUCUUUGGUAUUAAUGGCUGCUUUUGGUUGUUUAUUUGUGGUAAAACUAAUUUUCAGAGCUCAUUUUAAAGGCCCAUUGAAACCAUACUGUCAAUUUUCAGAACCAGGCUUAAAUCAGAUAUCAAAACAAUUCAUCUUUUUUGGGUUAUCUCAGUGUUAAAUUAGUUGAUCGAUUUCAAAUCAGCCUCAGUUGUUUAUCUUGUUCAGACAAUCAGAGCUUAAAAUUGUGAGUUCAACCUUUUUACUCGAAAUGUUGACUUGAGUUGACACAAAUAAAACACUUUAGGAUUCAUUUAGUAUGAACUGCUAUUCUUGUGAAAGCUACCUAUUUUCAGAUUUGACUUCAGUUACAUGAUGGGAAUUUGAAGUGUGUCUCCAAUUAGAUUUAAUUUCUAUGAUGCUGUAAAACAUUAAAACCAUGAUGAAGAAAAUGGACAAAUUAAAAUGAGUCGCCUCAAAGUUUCGUCAU